AUGGAUUUGGAAUUACUUUUAAAUUUUUCUAAAAAUUUUGCUAAAUAUUUAGAAAAACCAGAUGAAUAUAAUGUUAUAGUACGAAUUGGCGAGGGUCCAAAUAUAAAGAUUUUUAAAGCUCAUUCAUUCGUUUUAAAAGCUCAAUGUCCUUAUUUUAAAGCCGGCUUAUCGAGCGAGUGGGUUAAAAAAGAAGGUGACAAGAUCGUAUUCGAAAAGCAGAAUAUAUCUGCUGAUGUUUUUGAAAUUAUAUUAAA
Molecule: messenger RNA, 254 nt
Organism: Racocetra persica
Lineage: Eukaryota; Fungi; Glomeromycota; Glomeromycetes; Diversisporales; Gigasporaceae
Source: the annotation of a GenBank genome assembly